GAGUUUUGAUAACUUAAGUCAAACCCGUCAAACCUCUGUCUACGAGUCAAAAAAAAACAAAAUCGACGGUCGACAAGCUAAGCUACUCUCGUUUGGGUAAAAUUUUAUAGCUGUACAGAGUGAACACAUGAAGUAAGAAUACAGACUGAAAAAAAACCAUAAAUAUGGCGUUUGUUUAUCAAGGGGAUCCAGAAUUAGAUUCUAAAUCAAAAAAAGCCGCAGAACGGAUAUCAGAAAAUAUGCAUAUAGUAGCGAAUGAACCAUCAUUAGCCUUGUAUAGACUUCAGGAACAUGUUAGAAAAGCAUUACCGCCAAUGGUCGAAAGACGAGUUGAAGUGACAAAGUUGCAACACGAAUUACAAGGAAGGUGCUAUGAUGUGGAGUAUGCUCUCAGUGCUGUUAAAUCAAUGGAUGCUGCAGUAACCAGUUUUAAGAACAUACAAGAAAUGUUAAAGCAAUCAAUAUUUUUAAAGCAACAGUUAAAAUAUGAGGAAGCUAGGCGAAAUAAAAAAGAUUCUAAUUCUGUUUACAAACGUCUCUCUGCUCACAUUGUACUUGACCUGCCGGACCUGUCAGAGUUCUCUAUGGUUAGGGAGACUACGAGUAGGAUUGAGAAUAUGAUGGCGCAAGCCAGGGGCUCCUCUGUCGAGCUCCACAGAUCUCAUACAACAUUGCACUGAGCUGCGACUUUCAAAAGAAAACAUGUCAGUAUUAGUUAGACUGUAGGGGCUUCCGUGUUUUAUUGUAUCUCAUUAAUAUUUAAGAUAUUACUUGAACAGAAUCAAUUUAUAUUAAGCAAUUAUAACACUUAAUGAAUCUAUCUAGAAAAAACACAUUUUCAUAUCAGGCUGUGUACCUACCUCACAGCGGCACUGUUAAUUGUGUACAGUCCACUUUAUUGCACAGCCUAGUCUACACUUGAAUGUAAAGCAUGGCUUUAUGUGUACUCUUAGAACCUUUACAUUAGGAAUACAGUAUUAAGAAUAAUUAGGAUAUUACACACAACUCUGACUUUCUAGAUGCCAGCUGAAUAGUCAACUCACAAAGAAAUUAUUAUGAGGAUGUUCAAAUAAUGGAAUUUUGCAAUCAUUCAUGUAAUUAUUUCUUUUCUGGUUGUAAUGGUAUAAAAAUGUAAUUCAGCUGUAUGCUCUAGUCAUUAUUAUGUUGGGAUAUUUGGGAUGUCAUAAAUAACUGGUAAUGGGUAUGGUGAAAUCAUUUAUCAUGAAUAUUUAGAAUUAAUUAAUUAACCGAGGUUUAUAGAAUUCAAAAUUCGUUUUUAUUUUGUACAAAUCCAUGUACCAAAGAGUGUCUUUGGUACAUGGAAUUUUAUAUUGUUGUUAUUUUGUUGUAUUUUUCAAUGAUGUACUUACUGCUUUCAAUUGUACAAGAAUUUUGAAUUCUAAUGUUGCAUUAACAUUCUUGCCAGUUUUUACUCCCACUGCUAUAUCUUAAAUCAAACAUAACAGUUGUUGAGGUGAACAGUGUGGUGCUAGUGCACUCUAUGUCAUUGUUUUAAGAGUAGUAUCUCUCUUAUAGGUAUGUAGUAAUUAAUAUAUUUUUGGAGGUGGUGGUAGGACUACUCACUAAUAUGAUGUAGUGGUCAGUCAUUGUCUCUUUCUGUUAAAUAAUGCUUUGUAUAAUUAUAAUUGAUCAGUAUUUAAAUGGAAGGUUCAGUGAAAACAUCUGUUUGUGUGUCUUUAAAUAAAAUAUCUUUCACCUA
Molecule: messenger RNA, 1720 nt
Organism: Trichoplusia ni (cabbage looper)
Lineage: Eukaryota; Metazoa; Arthropoda; Insecta; Lepidoptera; Noctuidae
Product: BLOC-1-related complex subunit 8 homolog
Exons: 3
Coding region: 165-680 (171 amino acids)
Cellular component (GO): BORC complex
Source: RefSeq, a predicted model, not a curated record